AGAGAGUGUUGGUGUGAGGAGAGAAGAAGGUUGUGUCCAUGUGUGGGUGGCGAUGCGUGCGUCCGUGCGCAGUGCGGCUGGCGUGCAGCAUCAGCUGAUACUCCUGUAGGCUGCGGGGGACACCACGCCACGGCUAACCUAUGACAGCUGCUCCUGAGACAGGAUGUGGGAACUGGAGGACUUCACUGAGAUUCGCAGGUGGUAUGCGCUGCAUCUCCUGUUGUGUGUCACUUUUUUUAUAUCGGGCGUGAUAAUCAAUGCUGUCCAGUGUCUGUUGUAUGUCACACUGAGGCCCUUCAACAAACCUCUCUAUUGCAACAUCAACUACUACCUCAUGUAUUCGCUCAUGUCCCAGGUGUUAUUUUUGGCUGAAUGGUGGUCGGGGUCAGAUGUACGCGUGUUUACAUCAGAUGAAUCAUUCCAAAAAUGGGGUAAUGAACAUGCAUUAAUUAUCAUGAACCACACCUAUGAAGUGGACUGGCUGAUGGGAUGGAUUAUUGCUGACCGUUCUCACACUCUUGGGUCUGCAAAGGUGUUUGUAAAGAAAAUGAUGCAGUAUGUACCAACAAUAGGAUGGGCUUGGCGUUUUUCUGACACCAUCUUCCUUAAUAGAAAUUGGCAGGAGGAUAAAACAAUCAUGCAGUCUCAAAUAAAAGAAUUCUUUGACUACCCAUAUCCAGUUUGGAUGCUGCUUUUUGCUGAGGGGACAAGGUUUACACCAGCAAAACACGAAGCAAGUAUGGAGUUUGCUCGCAAGAGAGGUCUUCCAGAGUUGAAACGACACCUGAUCCCUCGCACUCGAGGCUUUAUCCAGUGUGUACAGUCACUCCAAGGAAAUUUCCCUGUAAUUUAUGAUGUUACUGUUGGGUUUAACACUAAAGAGGGUGAAGAGCCAUCAUUACAUAACAUGCUUCGAGGCAGGAAGGUAAUGAGCGAAGUGUAUGUACGGCGUAUUCCUUUGGACGAAGUUCCUGAUGAUGAAGAAAGUGCCUCUAAAUACCUUCAUGAUCUAUACAGGACAAAGGACCAGUUAUUAGACAGCUACAUUAAUACGGGAAGUUUCACUAAGGAGAAUGACCUUCCAGAGUACUCCAGUCGCCCAAUGCCAAGGAGAUUGUAUUCACUCCUAAACAUGAUCGGAUGGGCCUCAUUUGUUCUCUCUCAGAUACUUAACUUUUAUUACAACCUCAUAACAAGUGGCUCACUACUCUCAAUAUCGUUUGCCGUUGGCAUUGCCAUCUUUGCCUACCUGAUGUUAUACAAGAUGAUUGGCUUGACAAAAAUUGACAAAGGAUCCAAGUAUGGAAGUACAGGAAGCAAGAAGCGUGAUUAAUGUAACUAUACAUGGUAAUGUUUCCAUGAAGUACGCCUACAAUGUUAUCAAGAUAGUUAAUACAUAGGUUUUGGUUUAUUCUUUACUUUAAAUAUCAUAGUAGGCAUAAUUUGAGUUUAGGGGUAAUUCCGUUUUUUUUAUUUAAUAAUACGUUAUUUUAUUUGCUUUGCACCACCAUGAGUUAAUAACUAUGGUACUGUAUAUAAUUUUGUUUCUUAGUUUUUCAUGUUAAUUCUUCAAUAGAUUUUUAUCAUGAUUUUUAGAUCAAGUUCUUUAAUCAUUGCUAGGUACUGUAGGUAGUAGGCUGACAUGCAGCACACACUCACUUGGUGGUUAUAAAAUUUAGUCCUUGGCUACCUUUUAUCAAAUUCCAUACAAACUUGUUAAUAAAUUUUCAAAACACCGAUGCAGUACGUAGCUUGCAGUUGGAGUUUUAGCAAGUGUUCGAGGUGUGGUAAUGUGUGAUUGUGGAAUCGUAGCUGCCAUGUUUAAUAAGAGAGUAGCACCUCACGUUGUACUUACAAAUUAGGCAUUUCUUUUUUAUUUGCGGAAAGUUUACAAUGAAGGAAGGCAAGAUUUUUCACGCAACUUUUCUGCAGAUUGUUUUAAAACUUGUGAAGUAUAUUGUUGAAUACUUAAUAGGAAGAUGUAUUAUAUUUUGUAACUGAUGAUUGUGUUAGGCGUAUCAUCUCGGUACAAAUAAUAUCCAAUGAAGAAAUGUGUUGAUAAAACUUAAGAUGGUUACAAGAUCAAAAUACAUGAGCUCAGUAAUUACCUUUAAGUCCAUCACAACUCAUCACAACCACUUAUGUUAAAUGCCUAGUUUACUGUUAGGUGUUGGCGUGAAAUGGAAAAGGGCUUUUAUUUAGUGUCUACCUACGCAGCGGACAGCUAUUAUGAACAUAUUUAUGGACUCCAGUAUUACUGUUUUAGGCACACUUUUCAAAUCCAUACAAAUUCACACUGCUGCACUGGUUGUAUUAGUGAACUUAGAGUUGCUAGUAGAAUUUGAGCAAAGCUCACUUGAAGGUUGGCGGAGUAGGACAUGGUUCAUUCAGUACAAGGGAGAGAGACCGGUCAGCCUUGGAGCACCUGAGGGCAGCCUAUUAGAGAUGUAUUCAUGUGGAUGAUACAAUGCAGGAUACAUUACUGUUUAUGUUGUCUACAUGGGUAUGCAUGUACUUUUGUGUGCAUUUAAAAAAACAGAUAUUUACUAAAUAGGGUGAAUUUCACUUUUUAUUUUUCUAAAAAAAAAAAGAAACCUUAAUUACCAGGUGAAAAUUAUUUGAUCACAAGCAUGAUUACAUAAUUAAACACAACUAAAUGAAUAAUAUUUACAAUAAAGUUAAACUAGCAGCCUUGUCUAACUUAGCCUAAUUUUAUGAAUUUUGAAAUUGAACGAUAAACAGCAUAUAACUAUGGCAGAGAACCCUUGUACACCAGAACUUGAGUUUUCAUCAAACUGUAGAACAUUAGCGAGGCAUCAAACUUGCCCAUGUUAAGUGCAAGCUGUCAGUGCAUCAUGUUAAAACAAUGACAGUAUUAUGCUGUAAUACUUACUCUAAAAGUUUUGAAAGCACUAAAGGAUGACCUCAUUCAUGUUGAUGAUUGUGACAUUGAUGGCUGUGUGGUGGUGGUGCAGGGUUCUGGCACAUAGGCCAUAGCCUAUGUGGCACAUUGUGUGCCACAGCUCCAUGACAUCUCCCACAGUAAAUACAGUUACUUUAAUUUUGUUACCUUCCUGUAUAUUAUCUUCUCUACAUAUGCCCACCUACUAAAAGAGCUCUCGUACAAUUCUUAGUGCAAGCAAGCAGCAGCUGGUGUGUGUGCCUGAGAGCCAGAUCAGCACUUAUAAACAGUUAGCAUGUCUGGGAAAGCUUCCCUAAGAGGUCUUCCUAACAGGCAGUGGUGUGGGAGAGGGGGAGGGGGGAGUUGUGUUGCCUAUGGGAACAAGGGUGUCAGGCAUAGAUAGGCAGCUAUAAUUAUAUGGAUUUGUGAUACAUGGAUCAUCAAAUACAUCAUGGUCACAGUGAAUACUGUGGUGACUAUGUAUAUAUGUACUGAUUUCAGUUAAUAUUUAGAUAGGAGACCUGAAUAUAUAGCAUUUAAUUAUAAUUGUGGUUGAUAUGGUUGACAGACAGUAGAUUGGUGAGUACAGAAGAGGGUACGAUACUGGAUGCUUUGGAUAGUAAAUGUACAUGGUAAUUAAAUAUUGGAAGAGGAACAUAACAGGACAUUGAUAUGGAGUUAGAAAUUGUAAUCUUUAACAUAUCCAAAUUUUGAACAUGGACUAAUUAUUUCAUUUGCAAAUUAUUUCAUACUAAUAAUUUUUGCUUUGAGUUUGCAUAAAUUAAGCCUCACACAAGUUUAAUAAAUAUUUGUUUCUCAUGCAAAUGUCCUUGAGUUCCAUUAAAACUCACUAGGAAGAUUGUAAGGCUUGAUUAGUAUUUUGGUUUAGGAUCUUGAUAAUGUAGCCUUAUUUAAGGCUCAAAUAUGGUUAUCAAAAUUGUCACUGCACAUGUACAGAAAGUCUUUUUUUUUAAAUGGUGAUAUGUAUUCAAAAGAAUGGAAAGUGCACAAAAAUAUAUCGACCUUAAUUUUGGCCCGGGCAGUGUCAACAUUCCUUUUUGGCACUCAACACCAUUACUCUGUGAUGGAAGUCAGGACAAAGUAAGGAAUCUGUAGACGAAAAUAAAGAAUACUAAACUGAAUAUUCUGUAUGCAGUGAAGAUCUUUGUUGGCCUAGACAAGUGGUAGGCUGAUAUAGUGGAGAAUUAAGAGCUGCAUUGUAUCUGACUAAAUUAUCUUGUGGCCUCUGUGAUUGCUUGGAGAUACCAUUGAGCUUUUGGAACUGUAAAGACAACAUUGGUAUCUAAACAUUGAAACAAAACAUAUCAUCCAAUUUUUUUUUUAUUCUGUACUGUUGAAUAGUCCAAUAUUCCCAUUUUGAGGGUUAACACAUUAUCUUGAUCCUCAGGCUGGAUUUAUUGUACUUCCCUGUCAAUACUAUACAACCUUUUAUUUAUUUUUUAUUUAAGAGUCCAUUUUUCUGUAAAAAAAUGUACAUUUUGUCAGAUUUUUGUAUAAUUAAUGUCACAAUGCAUUGGGGAUUCUUAGGCAUAAUGGCUUAAGAUUUACUGUUUAUAAUUAUGUAUACUACACUAUGAGGAAUGAUGGUGAAUUUUCCAAAGGCCAAACUAAUACAUAUUGCAUUGCUGUUUGAGUGAUAGUGUUGAAUGGGAGCUAGAGUUCUCGGUAUUUUAUAUUCUCUGGUGUAGGUAAAGUUACGUUGUCGAAAAUCAAUUACAAAAUUUAUUUUAAAAGAUCAUGGUAAAUUUGGUUACAUAUUGGUGAAGUUCAUGAAGUUUUCACUUAUCAGAAUACUGUACGUACAAGUGGUUAAUGGUAUAUUAACAAGCAUUAUUUUUAUUAUUAUAUGUGUACACGUAUACACAAAUGUACCCUCAUAUGUACACCCACUCACUUGUACACACACACAAGCACACAAGACCUGGGCUGUGAGGACAAGCUCAAGGAAUGUACCUACAAACACUAGGGAAGAAGAUCCAGGCAAGUAAAGACUUACUGUACAAGAUACUGUACUGGGAAACGAAGUGUGUAAAAUAAGACUGUUCCUGAGGAGAAUUAGGACCAGGAUGCAGUUGGAAACUGGAAACAAAUCAGAGAUGUGAAAAUGUACUCCCUUCAAUGUAUACAAUGAAUGAACUGAGGGAAGCAGUCGAGGAUAAUUCUUUCCUUGUCUUUAAAAGUAGAUAUACUGUAAUCUUCAGUAGUGGAUAGUAGGUUGUGGCAGAUUUCCAAGUACUGUACUGUAAUGACAUUGGCCCCAUCAUGAUCCUCUUCACCAAUAUGCACAUUCAGUAUGGAAAGAACACUGGUCCACACAUCCUCAACACCAAACGUAUCAUGCCAAAUACUUCACACACAAACAUGUUCUUUAAAGAUUUUAGUUUUUGACUCUUGUUAAUUGUAAAGUGUAUUGUUGUACAUACAGCAUUACAAGACUAAGGCCUUCAACAUGUUAGUGUCUUGUUACUCAACAAAUUCAAGUUAUAAAACAGUUUAAAAAUAAUGACUCGUGUAAACAUAAAUUAAUAAUUAUUUGAUUGCUUAAGUAGUAAUUUGCAUUAAAGUGUUCAAACAAUGUCCUUGAUACAUUUGUAGUGUCUAAACAAUGCCCUGGAUUUUCAGUGUCCAAACAAUGCCCGAUACAAUCGUAGUAGCCAAACAAUGGCUUGGAUACAUUUGUAGUGUCCAAACAAUGUCCUGGAAACAUUUGUGGUGUCUAAACAAUGUCCUGGAUACAAUCAUAGUGUCCAAACAAUGGCUUAGAUAUAAUUGUAGUGUUCAACCAAUGUCCUGGAUGCAAUCAGUGUCCAAACAAUGUCCUGGGUAUUUUGGCAGUGUCCAAACAAUGUCCUGGAUAUAUUGGUAGUGUCCAAACAAUGGCUUGGAUACAUCGGUGGUGUUAAAACUAUAUCCUGGAUACAUUUGUAUUGUUGAAACAAUGGCUUGGAUACAGUCGCUGUAUCCUAGGCAUUCCUUGGACACUGGUAGUCUUGAAUAUCACCAAGUGUUUGUGUACAUUCCACUCGGGUACAAACUGCUGAAUGAGGCUGACGAUACCAUCUAUGAGCUGGAUUUUGACUGGGGGUCAGAGUAGAGAGAGAUGUGUUGAAUCUUUAGGCUGUAGUGAACUCUCCUGCCAUUCUGUACCCUCUCAUUUUAGUGCUUUUCCACCACUGGGGCUGAUCCUAUGUGCAGAUGAAAUACUAAAACAUGAUUAUAAUGGCUAUGGUGUAAAGUUUAAUAAUGCAAGGCAGCUAAUGGAAUAAAGAAAAAUGAUAAGGAAUUAUAAUUAAAAAUACAGUAUUCAAAAUGGAAAAGCAAUAUUAAUGCUUGCUAUUUUUUGUUGUUGUUGUUAACUGAACUUUGAAAUGUGUAUUAUUAAGGAAGAUAUUACCACAGACUUUAAAAGGUAAAGUUUUUGCUAAAAUUAUUUUUGAAGUAUUCCAUUACAUAAUAGUUUUAAGUGCUCGUAGAAUAAUGGUUCAGACCAGUAAUUUUCUGCAAAUUCCUCACGCCAUCUCUUAGAUGUGUUUGAAAAAUACAUUGUCAACGUAGUAAAGGAGCUGGUUAAGUAGCAGCUCUAUCAACAUGUUAUACAAGAGUGUGUGUAACAUGCAGAGCGAUUUGUUAUGAGGGCACUUGAAGGGCAGCCGUAAUCUAGUCUUGUGUUGUCUUUACUAAGCAUUCUUCAAAGAGGGUCAAAACUGGCAUGAUGUUAUUUUUUUGUUUUCUUCACAAAAACAACUGUCUUACAGUGUAAAGAGACACUUAAUUUAUGUUCCCUGCGACUGUAAAUAUUUUAUACAUAUUAAAAUUUCCACAUUGUUGCCCA
Molecule: messenger RNA, 6755 nt
Organism: Procambarus clarkii (red swamp crayfish)
Lineage: Eukaryota; Metazoa; Arthropoda; Malacostraca; Decapoda; Cambaridae
Product: 1-acyl-sn-glycerol-3-phosphate acyltransferase delta
Cellular component (GO): endomembrane system
Molecular function (GO): 1-acylglycerol-3-phosphate O-acyltransferase activity
Source: RefSeq, a predicted model, not a curated record